UUCUAGAACUCUGAGGUCUACUUCAGAAAUGAAUUGCAUAGGCAGUAGGUGUUCUGUUCUUACUACACAUAUCUUGAUCAUUGGUUAUUGGGACAACUUUAAGUGCACUUUUUGAAAUGGAGCAAUACAUCAAGAUACUAUAAUCAAGAGAAAAAAUCUCAGCGAACUAAUACAAAAACGUCAACUUUGUAUGUUUCUACAUGGGUUUUAUUAUUUGCCGCCCUGUUUUUAAAGGUACAUGAAAUAUUUGGGAAACAAAGUACUUGUUCAUCAUCGAUACAGUCAAAAAAGGCCACGGAAUUACAAACCAUACUUCGCGUAAAACCUUCCAAAAAGACUGCAAAUGAUUUUCAAGUUGUGGAAAGUUCGCUGGUCAGUGUGCUACUCACCAUCAUUUUACAAAGUAUGCUACAGUUCAAAAUCUCAUUCUCCUGCAUUCACAUCCAAGAAGAGCAAACUUGAGGUAUGGGAGGGGAUAACUAUCAAAGAAUUGUCGUCAGCUGCUAAAAUAUCUCCUCACAUAAUUCUUAGAACCUUAAACUCAGCCCUUGUUACAAAACACAAAGCAAACACCAAUUCAAAGUUGGAAGAUAAAGCGAUAAUCGAAACUCUGGUGAAAUUAAUGGGAUUCACACCAGCGUUCAGACACCAGAUUAUUCACGAAACAAUUGACUGUGAUGCUUAUCCAAGACCACCUUGUCCUCCGGAGAAAUGUGAACCACGCCCCCCCAUUGUCGCUGUCCUGGGUCAUGUGGAUCACGGAAAAACAACUUUGUUAGAUGCUUUACGCUCUAGUAGAGUUGUUGACGAAGAAGUUGGAGGUAUAACUCAACAUCUUGGCGCAUUUACAGUAUCUUUGUCAUCUGUUGAACGCAAUGCUGGAUUUACAGAUCCCAAUCCCGUGUCAUUUUCCAGAAGCAUCACUUUUCUAGAUACACCAGGCCAUGCAGCAUUUUCUGGCAUUCGCUUUCGAAGUGCAAAAGCAACUGAUAUUAUGCUUUUGGUAGUCGCUGCUGAUGAUGGGGUUAAACCUCAAACUGUUGAGGCAAUUCGUUACGCAAAAGAAACAAACACUCCUAUAGUUGUCGCAAUCAAUAAAAUUGAUAAACACGAUAUCAAUAUGGAUAAAGUAGUCCAAGGUCUAGCUACUUAUGAAGUUUUAACUGAACAGUUAGGUGGAGAUAUACAAGCAGUUCCAAUAUCAGCAUUAAAACGAAUAAAUCUUUCUGAAUUAUUAGAUGCUAUUAUUCUGCAAGCUGAAAUAAUGCAGUUGAAAGCAGAUCAUACCGGAUUGACUGAAGGUAUUGUUUUAGAAUCGGAAACACUUCAUGGGAUUGGCAAAACGGCUACCUGUCUUAUUACUCGAGGUGUUUUGCGUAAAUCACCCAAUAGUGGUCCACUUAUAGCUGGUGAAGCAAUCUGUACCCCACGAAUCUUGCUAAACGAUGCAGGAAAACUCGUGGAUUCAGUUAAACCCGGAUUUGUAGCGCGGGUAGCGGGUUGGAAAGAUCUCCCCUCUGCGGGAGAUCUUAUCCUAGAGGUAGAAUCUACGAAGCGAGCUAAUGAAGUUCAACGAUAUCGGCGGUGUUUAAAGGUACAGGACAAAGUUAAAGAAGACCGUGAUGCAUAUGAUCUUCGAGCGUCUCAUCAUCGAGAACAUCGCGAGAAAUACGCAGAAAAACGUUCGAGCCUUCAUCUACGUCAGUGGCGAAAACUUAAAUUAGAACGUGAUUCAGCUGAAUCUAGCUUAUGGAAGGAAAAUUCUAAUAGAAUUUCCUUACCACUUGUAAUCAAAUGUGAUGUACAGGGUAGUUUAGAGGCGAUAAAAACACUCCUUUCUACCUAUUCAUCAGAUCAAUGUAAAAUAGAAUACUGCAUUACCGGUGUUGGUCCGUUGACUGAAUUUGAAGUAGACGCGGCCGCUGCAGUUAAAGCAAAUGUACUACUAUUCAACAUUCAUGCUCUUCCUGAAGCAACAAUUACAGCUGAACAUAAUUGUGUUAAAAUUAAAGAAUUCAAUAUUAUUUAUCGAUUGGCUGAAGAAGUUAGGGAACUAUUGAAUGAAAAGCUCCCACCAGUAUCAGUGGAGAAGAUAAUUGGUGAAGCAGAAAUUCUCCAGCUGUUUACGAUUAAAGCAUCUAAAAGCGUCGUGAAGACUGGACUUUUACCAGUUGCUGGAUGUAGAUGUAUUAAAGGAAAUAUUAUCGCUAAUAUUACUAAAAUAGGCUCCAUUCUCACAGAUCUAGGUGUUGAUGGUCAACCAACUGAAUUAUGUUACCGCAUUGUCCGUCCAGCUCACCAUUCAACAUCACCAAACAAUAAACAUGGAGAAAAUCCAACCACCGCUCAAAAAGACUUUCCUGAUUCUAAAAAUACCAUAGUGGAUCGAGCUAUCUGUUACUCAUUGCGUCAUGAAAAAUCUGUUGUUGAAAGUAUUCGAAAAGGAGUAGAUUGUGGUAUUGUAUUAGUUUCUCCUGAAGUUCAGGAUAUUCAUAGCGAGAAUCAAAAUUUAUCCGCAAAGAAUUUCAUUUCACAAUGGAAAGUAGGAGAUAUAAUUCAGUGUUAUGUAACAAUAAAUGAAAAAAGUUCAGUUGAUUGGGACUUCGAGACCUAUAAUUCAGAAACAACAACACUCGAAAGCCCAUAACUUGGUCAUUUUUAUUUUUAAAACAAAAAGAAACAAUCUGUAUAGUAGAAUAAACUUACUAGUAUAAGUUUUUUACAACUGCA
This is a messenger RNA of Schistosoma haematobium, 2730 nucleotides long. RefSeq names its product Translation initiation factor IF-2, mitochondrial (gene MTIF2). Lineage: Eukaryota; Metazoa; Platyhelminthes; Trematoda; Strigeidida; Schistosomatidae. The transcript is spliced from 13 exons. Bases 344 to 2647 code for a protein of 767 amino acids. Gene Ontology annotation, molecular function: GTP binding; GTPase activity. The record is from RefSeq and is a predicted model, not a curated record.